CUGUUUUUUAAUUUUAUUUCUAAUUUUUCGUAUUGCUUUCGUUAUAAUUUCCAACUUGUCAAGGCUAAAUAUGUUACCUGUACUGAAUGCAGUGAUGGACGUCGCUUAGUUAUUGGGUUGAGCGUAUGUUGUGGUUGUCCGAAAUUUGCUUGCCUGAAACAUAUUCGGUGCCACAUGACACAAAAGAAUCAUUAUUUUUGUAACGCAAUUAUUUAUGAUGUGAAAUUGGAAAGACUGCGUCGAGAAAGAAAGAAUGCUUCACUCCGAGUUUUAGGCCUAUGUGCUGAAUACAGAUUACGACCAAAUAAUACAUUUGUCCAUUUAUUUUUCUCUCGGCAUUCUAAAGUUAUCAAGCUUAAGAGAAAAAGUAAUAACGGGUUGAGAGGAUUAGUGAAUUUGGGAAAUACGUGUUUUAUGAACAGCGUUCUGCAGGCAUUAUUACACGCUCCAUAUUUGAGGCCGUAUUUUUUAAGUGACUUGCAUCGAUGUAACAAAAGUUUGGGCAAUUGUCUGAUGUGUGAACUUUUAACUAUAUUUCAAGCAUUUUAUGGUGGCAGUAUUAUGCCAUAUAGACCAAAUCGGUUCUUAUAUUUGAUGUGGCGUUUCGUUGGGAAAUUCGCUCAAUAUCGACAGCAAGAUGCCCAUGAAUUUUUUAUUGCGUUGCUGGGAGUGCUUUGUCCAUCAGGACAACCAAAACCGGGGUCUGAAAACUGUGAAUGCAUCGUUGAGAGGCUAUUCAAAGGCACUCUUCAAUCAGAUUUGUCGUGUCCGGCUUGCGGUGCUGUAUCAACAAAAUGCGAAGUUCUUUCCGAUAUAGCUGUGGACGUCGGUAAGGAAGUUUUUCCAUCAUCAUCGACAUCGACUGACUCAAUUGAAAUCACUCUGGAAGAAUGUUUGCGAAGAUAUGUCCAGCCUGAACAUCUUGCAAGCGUAAAAUGUAGUCAUUGUACAGCUCAAGGUGGAUUAACGAAGCAACUUACUUUCAAAAAGCUACCAAAUAUUGCUUGUAUCCACUUGAAAAGGUUUGAACCGACCAAAAAGAUGUCAACUAAAAUUUCUUUCCCACAGUUCAUUGAUAUGACGCCAUUUACCACUCACCAUCGUCAAGGUUUUGUCGAACACAUAAAUUCGGUAUAUGGUCCUAUAUCAAGUCUAAAUUACUCGACAACAUCUAUGGAAGCACUUAUUCGAACAAGGAACAAAUACGAACUUUUUGCGGUCAUUAAUCACGUUGGAACAAUGGACAGUGGCCACUACACCUGUUUCGUCCGGCAUGCAAAUCAGUGGUAUCUGUGUGAUGAUGAUAAAAUUUCACCGGCAUCGAUCCAGUACGUUUUGAAAUCAGAAGGCUAUAUUUUAUUUUAUGCUAAGAGUCUUCUUGAUUUCAUAUAA
This is a messenger RNA of Dracunculus medinensis (Guinea worm), 1392 nucleotides long. The record is from the annotation of a GenBank genome assembly. NCBI's taxonomy places the organism in Eukaryota, Metazoa, Nematoda, Chromadorea, Rhabditida, Dracunculidae.